AUGGCUGAAUUAGAGGUUACGCUUCCCGCAUCAUGGUUCACCAGCAAGACAAUUUACGACCUCGAGAGGCGUGCUGUUUUCCUCAAGUCAUGGUUUUUCCUAGGAGCGGUAACCAAAUGGCCCACUGUCGGAGACUAUCCUCACGAAAUGGUGCAAGUCGACCUUAUUGUUCGACGCACCUCUGAGGAUUGGACGAGCCUCAGAGUUCUUGCCAAGGAUGGUUCCGAGGUACGAAGCCACUUGACACCUACAGGUCUGCUCUUCGUCACGCUGUCGAAUGAGACGCCUAGCUUUAAGGAAUCUCUACCAGGACUGGAGGAUCUAAUAGGGCACGUGGACUUCACAAAACGUGAGGUCCGAAGAAGCCUCAGAUAUGUAGGAAAAUACAACUGGAAGACAUUUAUCGACGGAUUCCAGGAGUGUCUCCACUGCGCAUACGCCCAUAAAGAGUUUUCCAAACGGUACACCCCAACCACCUACAAGGUGCUGAACAACAGUAAUUACUCACAGCACCUUGCGAAGCCGGGCCACAGCCCUGCAGAUGGUCUAUUCAUCUACUUCUUUCCCAACACGAUGUUUAACCUGUACGGUGGAGGCAUGAGUGCCAUCCGCGCGUGCCCCCUCGAGGACCCGUCAACGACGAUGAUGGAAUUUGACUAUUACCAUGAUGAGCCUGCUGGCUCUGAAGAAUUCGAAGCUUACUACAAGUUUGCUCGGCGAGUUGGUGUAGAGGACCACGAACUAUGCGAGCAAGUCCAGCUCAACCUAAAGCUUGACAUUUAUUCGGCGGGGAUACUCAAUCCUAACAAGGAGAACGGUGUGGCUUAUUACCAAGCCCGAGUCCUUGAGUUGUGCUCGGCACAAUUCGAGAAGGAAGAACGGGAGAAGCUAUCGAGGCAACCAGUCUUAGCCUCCAAUGUGACCCAUCUGGCAGAGGCAUCUGCCGUCUAA
Molecule: messenger RNA, 951 nt
Organism: Clonostachys rhizophaga
Lineage: Eukaryota; Fungi; Ascomycota; Sordariomycetes; Hypocreales; Bionectriaceae
Source: the annotation of a GenBank genome assembly